AUGGCGCCCGCACGCCAACCGCCCCAGCCCUUCUCCAAGGAUGAGAAGGUUCUCUGUUUCCAUGGUGAGAUGCUAUAUGAGGCCAAGAUUCUCGACAUCCAGCCUGCCGAGAGUGGCGAAGGCUUCCAGUAUCGCAUUCACUACAAGGGCUGGAAGAACACUUGGGACGACUGGGUUUCUAUCGAUCGCAUCCGCAAGUUCACAGAGGAGAAUAAGGAGCUUGCCAGCCAGCUGCACGCCCAGAUGAAGGACCUACGCCAGAAGAGCAGUGCCAAACCCCCCAAGAAGGGCAACCUUCGUGUCAAUGGGACCGACUCAGCUCGCGGUAGUGAGGAGCGAACUGCAGGUGUCGCUGCCACUGGCCGUGGCCCUCGCCGGGCGAGAGAUUUUGACCUCGAGCAGAUGAGCUCCCCGGCUUGGGAUAGCUUUGCUCGGGUGUACGACUGGGUUCUGUCGCAGCAGGCUGCGCAGUACUCUGGCGCUCAGCCCAACUACGCCUCUCCACCCCAACGCGGAUUCAUGUCUCGAUUAGACUACGCCCGUCAACUUGCCCAUUACCGUCACAACAACCCUGUUGGUCGGGCAGAGGAUGCCAACGAACACGAAUACCGACAAGAUGUCGAAGCAUCUCAAGGCGAAUACAUCGAGAUCAAGACCGAUUGCGCCAGUGACUUCGACUAUGGCAAUUACGAGACACCAGCUCCAGCCUCAGACGACUAUCUGUAUGGCGACGUCGACGUGAUCAAUCAUCGCCCAAAUCAGCACUAUCAGCAACGCAAAAGACGUCAACCGGAGCCAGACUACGAUGAGGAAGACGCGGCGUUUGAGCAGCAUCACAAAAGGCGUCGAAUGUAUUCGGACGAGGACGAGGACGGGAAUGUUAACUCUGAUCUGCCCCGAUACUACUUCAGGGAGGAGUAUGACGAGUAUGACGAAGAGGAGGCGGGAAUGAACCAGAACCGAUUGAAAUAUGAGGAGGAAGACGACGAAGUCAAUGAAGAGGAGACGGGCGUGAACCGAUUCGACUUUGAGGAAGAUGAAGGUUUGAGGGACUACGACGACACUCUGAGCGAGAGGCAGUAUCGGAACAACCUGUUCCGACAGCGACUCGAAUCUGGCGAAGAAGAUGACACUUUCCUACCCAACAGACGUCGGAAGUACAUGUAUAGUGAAGAUGACUUCGAUGGCUACGACGAGGCAUCUGUUCGCCCACGCAAGAAGGUUCGCUGGGCUUCACCCGUGUACGAGGAAAAUGAAGACGAGUUCUACCAAGCCGACAACGAAGAUGAGGGAGACGAAGAUCAGACAGUCGGGCGAGCCUCAGAUUCCGAUGGCGACGUGGAAUCUGCCGACAUCAUCGACCUGAUCAGUAUUUCUAGCCAUGAGACCGUUGGCAGCGACGACGACGACGAUAGGACCAGCAUAACCAGCGACUCCAGUAUAGAAUUCCUUGGGGAGCGUCCCGCGAAUGCCAACAUCGAGAACCAGCAUGAUCUACGACGCUUUCAAGAUGGCGAGUCGGAAGAUGCCAAGGAUGUCGUCGAAGAGCUUUUGCAGAGGCCCUGCGGCACAAACAAGAGAAAGCGUGAGAACAGUGUGGAGAUACUCCUCGAGUUCCGCCUUAAUGUUCGACACUUCUCCUUCCCGCAGCACAAUGAAGAGUUUCUGAUCUUCUACCGAAUUCCCGCCCUUUCUUUCUCGAACCAUCCCCAAACACCAGCUUCUCAUAGAACCACUGCACUCCACUCGCCACACGCUACACUGGCUCUUUACACACUCAUCUCGUUCAUCAUGGCUUUUACGUCUCGCAAAUCUCGGCCAGCCGAACCAUUGCGUCGGCGACCUCAGCAUGAUCAAGUGGUGACCUGGAAGGAACCGCGCUUGCUGAGGGCUGAUAACCUGACCCUCUCGCCUGCUCCCCGUGCCAGACCCUAUGUCACAAAAGACGGCAAGCCCAACUAUGACAAUCGCUACGAUACGAGCGUCACGACUCUCAAGCGAGAACAGCCUGCCCGGACGAAGUCGUCAUCUGCUCGCUCUCCGGGAACGAGCGAGGAAGAACUUCCGAUUGAGGAUGGAUUUCAUGCACGCCCGUCCAUUAAGCUUCCCAUCCCUGAUCACAUCAAGGCGAUGCUUGUUGACGACUGGGAGAACAUCACCAAGAACAAUCAGCUGGUCCCGCUUCCUCACCCUCACCCCGUUGACGACAUUUUGAGCGACUACCUCAACUACGAGCGCCCGAACAGGGAAGAUGGUUCUGCAAACAUGGACAUUCUUGAAGAAGUCGUUGCAGGACUUCGCGAGUACUUUGAGAAGUCUUUGAGCCGUAUCUUACUGUACCGCUUUGAGCGACCCCAGUACCAUGAGAUUCGCAAGGUGUGGGAGAAGGCUGGUGAGGAAGACAAGCACAAGUCUGUCUGCGAUACCUAUGGACCUGAACACUUGUGCCGCCUGAUGGUGUCUCUUCCCGAGCUCGUCGCUCAGACAAACAUGGACCAGCAAUCUGUGGCGCGUCUGCGUGAGGAACUCUCCAAGCUCACCGUCUGGCUCGGCAAGAACGCAAAGAACUACUUUGUCAGCGAAUAUGAGACCCCUUCUCAGGAGUAUAUCGACAAGGCUCGGAGCUUCUAG
Messenger RNA from Colletotrichum paranaense, 2631 nucleotides. RefSeq lists its product as uncharacterized. The record is from RefSeq and is a predicted model, not a curated record. Gene Ontology annotation, cellular component: nucleus; NuA4 histone acetyltransferase complex; Rpd3S complex. NCBI's taxonomy places the organism in Eukaryota, Fungi, Ascomycota, Sordariomycetes, Glomerellales, Glomerellaceae. Bases 1 to 2631 code for a protein of 876 amino acids. Gene Ontology annotation, biological process: regulation of DNA-templated transcription; chromatin organization. The transcript has 6 exons.